Mustela erminea (ermine) is the source of this 3356-nucleotide messenger RNA. It is a transcript of the gene NRF1, whose product is annotated as nuclear respiratory factor 1. Gene Ontology annotation, cellular component: nucleus. Gene Ontology annotation, biological process: regulation of transcription by RNA polymerase II. NCBI's taxonomy places the organism in Eukaryota, Metazoa, Chordata, Mammalia, Carnivora, Mustelidae. Bases 128 to 2164 code for a protein of 678 amino acids. The record is from RefSeq and is a predicted model, not a curated record. The transcript is spliced from 13 exons. Gene Ontology annotation, molecular function: DNA-binding transcription factor activity, RNA polymerase II-specific; RNA polymerase II cis-regulatory region sequence-specific DNA binding.
CGGCGGCGGCGGCAGAGGCGGCAGCGCUCGCCAUUGCCGCUGGUGGCAGGAGGCUGCGAGGAGCCGGCGCGGUCGCAGUCUCCACGGCGCAGGCCCACGGUAGCGCAGCCGCUCUGAGUAGAUCUUCAUGGAGGAGCACGGAGUGACCCAAACCGAACACAUGGCUACCAUAGAAGCCCAUGCAGUCGCUCAGCAGGUACAGCAGGUCCAUGUGGCCACCUACACUGAGCAUAGUAUGCUGAGUGCUGAUGAAGACUCACCUUCUUCUCCUGAGGACACCUCUUACGAUGAUUCAGACAUACUCAACUCCACAGCGGCUGAUGAGGUAACAGCCCAUCUAGCUGCUGCAGGUCCUGUGGGAAUGGCUGCUGCCGCUGCUGUGGCGACAGGAAAGAAACGGAAACGGCCUCAUGUGUUUGAGUCUAAUCCGUCUAUCCGGAAGAGACAGCAAACACGCCUGCUUCGGAAACUUCGAGCCACAUUAGAUGAAUAUACUACUCGAGUGGGACAGCAAGCUAUUGUCCUCUGUAUCUCCCCCUCUAAACCCAACCCUGUCUUUAAAGUGUUUGGUGCAGCACCUUUGGAGAAUGUGGUGCGGAAGUACAAGAGCAUGAUCCUGGAAGACCUGGAGUCCGCCCUGGCAGAACACGCCCCCGCGCCACAGGAGGUUAACUCCGAACUGCCACCUCUCACCAUCGAUGGAAUUCCGGUCUCUGUGGACAAAAUGACCCAGGCCCAGCUGCGGGCAUUUAUUCCAGAGAUGCUCAAGUACUCCACGGGUCGGGGAAAACCAGGCUGGGGCAAAGAAAGCUGCAAGCCCAUCUGGUGGCCUGAAGAUAUCCCAUGGGCGAAUGUCCGGAGUGACGUCCGCACAGAAGAGCAAAAGCAGAGGGUUUCAUGGACCCAGGCACUACGGACCAUAGUUAAAAACUGUUAUAAACAGCAUGGGCGGGAGGACCUUUUGUAUGCUUUUGAAGAUCAGCAAACACAAACACAGGCCACAACUACACACAGUAUAGCCCAUCUUGUACCAUCACAGACUGUAGUCCAGACCUUUAGUAACCCUGAUGGCACUGUCUCACUUAUCCAGGUUGGUACAGGGGCAACAGUAGCCACAUUGGCUGAUGCUUCCGAAUUGCCAACCACAGUCACUGUUGCCCAAGUGAAUUAUUCUGCAGUGGCUGAUGGAGAGGGCUUGGGGCCCUUUCUCUGGGACAUGGUGACAUCCGGCAUAGAUAACCACACAGUGGCUCCCAACAGAUGGAAAGGGAGAGCAACAAGAGCUCAAGCAAAUACAACUAAAGCACUGAGACUGAAGAAUAGGAAAUUCCAAAGAAAUGUUAACACCCAAGUGGAACAAAAUUGGGCCACGUUACAGGGAGGUGAGAUGACCAUCCAGACAACGCAAGCAUCAGAGGCCACCCAGGCGGUGGCAUCAUUGGCAGAGGCCGCGGUGGCAGCUUCUCAGGAGAUGCAACAGGGAGCUACAGUCACCAUGGCGCUCAACAGUGAAGCCGCCGCCCAUGCUGUCGCCACACUGGCCGAGGCCACCUUGCAAGGGGGGGGACAGAUCGUCCUGUCUGGGGAAACCGCAGCAGCUGUUGGAGCACUUACUGGAGUCCAAGAUGCUAAUGGAGGACACAGGUGUCCGGGCUCUGCAGGGGGCCUUCUGCGUGGCUUCAUGAGUUUUGACUUGCCUCUGGUGACCAGAAGAGAGGACGAAAGCAAAGAUCACAGUCACUGCUUCUGCCCGCUUCUGGAAAGCCCCUCUCAGUACUUGUCCCAGCGUGGUUGUGCCAGUGUCCCCUCUCUGCGCUCUCGGACCCACUGCAGAAUUCCGGUCCGGGGCCCUCAGCCCACCCCACUGCUCUUCCCGUGGGCUCUCGGUCUCCUUCAUUCCCACGCUGCCUCUUUCAUGGUUUUCCCUCUUGCUGUGGAGCUCGCCCUUCAGCGCUCCCUGAGAAAGCGAGUGCGGGUGGCCACUUUUCCCACCCCAUCCAGGUCUGAAGAUGCCUUUCUUCUGCUGUCACACUCAGUUGGGAGGGGUGUCAUUUCAUGGGCUUGGGAACAGAGCUGGCCGAAAAGCACUUCUCAGACACUUAAAGGCGUCUGCUUUGAUGCCUUCUUGAAGGAAACUGCUCCCAGCUUCCAGGCUUGCUUUUGAGAAGCCCCACAAUAUUCCAACUCCCAGUUCUUUGUACAGGGCCUUUUUUUUUUUCUUUCUGGACUCUUUCAGGAUCUUUGCUUUAUCCCCAGUGUUCUGAAAUUUUGCAAAGAUGUGUGUUAGUGUCUUGAUCUUUUGUCAUCUUGUCUCCUGGGUAUCUAACAAUGUGUCUGAUUAAUUCCCUACCUUUGGAGUUUUUUUGGUUUUGUGUUUACUGUCUCUGGAAUUCUGUUUUAUCAGUGGUUGGACCUCUUCCGUCUCAUACUUUUCUCUCCUUUCCAUCUUUGAAUCCUACUCUCUGAGAAAUUUCCAUGACUUUAUCUUCUGCUUUCAUUGGAUUGUAUUUCAUCAUUAGAUUUUUUUACUUUAAAGUUUUUCUCAUACUCCGUUUUAAGAAAAGCAUCCCAUUUUUAUGAUACAAAUCUCUUCUCUGAGGAUAUCAGGGUUCUGGGGCUUUCAUUUUCUUCUCCCACCCCCACCAUUGUCUGCAACCUUGUGUCAGCGAGCGCAGGCCACAGCUAGGCCAUCUGUAGGCCUCGGGGUAAGCACUGGCACAGCAGGCUGAAGUUUUCAGUGCCCCCCCCACCCCACCCAACAGGUAUCACUGGGGUCUUUUCCAGGCUCUCCAGGUCAGCUUCCCGGAACAGUGGAUGAACUUCAGAUGUCCUGUCAACGAAGGGCAGGGUUUCUGGGUGUUGGGAUUGGUGCAGUACAGUUGAAUACACACGCUUAACCAAUUCCUGUUUCCAGCCUUGUCAGUUUCUGCGUAGUGAGGCCUAUGUCCAGCGCCCUCCAUGGGCGCAGGACUUGCUACUUCCAUUUCUCUGAUAAGUCAGAACCACUUUACAUCUUCCAAAAACCUGUUGACAUUCCUCAUUUAUAUCCUUCUUCCCACUAAAUUGCAGUUUCAGUUUUAAGAGGAAGAAGAGCUUGAUAAUAGGCAUUUAUUCUGCCUCAUUUAACGCAAAUCCUAUUUUUUCUUUAGUAUGUCAUAUAGAACUAUCAACUUUUCUUUCUUAGGAAGGACUGCCCUUUUCUGAGAUUAUGUGCUUCUUCCUCCCUUUGUGUGAAACCAUCCUUUCUAUGUGAAAUAAUAGUGGUAUUAGGAAACAGUUGGGUCUUUUUAAGUUGACCCCAAAAUGUAUUUUUAAAUUUUACUGGUCUGUGAAUCUAACAUCAAGAAAACAAUGCC